Messenger RNA from Anopheles funestus (African malaria mosquito), 7078 nucleotides. It is a transcript of the gene bdg, whose product is annotated as sodium-dependent transporter bedraggled. Gene Ontology annotation, biological process: sodium ion transmembrane transport. The record is from RefSeq and is a predicted model, not a curated record. Gene Ontology annotation, cellular component: membrane. The transcript is spliced from 7 exons. NCBI's taxonomy places the organism in Eukaryota, Metazoa, Arthropoda, Insecta, Diptera, Culicidae. The coding region runs from base 1766 to 6643 and encodes 1625 amino acids.
AUGGACGCACAUUUCACAAAAACCGCAGCAUAAUUUUAUGUUGACUCACAACAUCAUUGCUGCGCGUUAUAUGUUGUUAUGCUCAAUCUCUUUCUGUUGGUGGCAGUUUUCUCUCUUUCUCUCUCUCUCUCGCUCGCACAGAGCGGAAUUGUACGCGUGUGUUGGUAAGGUUUCGAUCGAUCGAAACAGGAAACCAUAGCAAUGCGUCAACACACACUCCCACAGCAACCUAGCGAAAGAGUGAGCAGAGAGAAAGAAACACCGAAACAGCGUACAGUACGCACGUACACGCACUCGCGCGGGUGAUCGUGUCCCGCUUUGCUGUCCCGCUCUAGCCGCAGUGCACUUGCCGCGCGCGCGUUAAGGGUUGAAAAGGAGGACCAAAAAAAAAGCAGAUUUGUGCGUGUAUUGUAAUGCAUUAAUGCUUUGCUGAGAGUGUGAGCAUGAUCGCUAUGUUUCGCGAGAGCGUUGUGCGCCCACUCAGCUCAGGAAAUGGACUAACGGGGCACCAUAAGACGUACCAGCAGCAGCACAGACAGCAGCACAGUGCGAGCGUCUUCUGGCAGUCCAAGUGCUACGCCACCACCACACUUCUCACCAAGCGUCCGGUGUGUGUGGCAACGGUCUGCACCGUCUUGUAGACACAGUUGCUGGUGAGAUACGACAGUGCAGCUGCGAAUGCAAAUCAGCUUUAUACGGCCAACGGUGGAACGGUGACGUACGUCCGUGCGUACCUUGCAGGAUAUCCGAUCUGCGGAAGUAGGCAACACUUCGCCCACAACGUUUGCGAGUGGACCACAUGGUUCGGCCUGCGGGGGGCCACAGAAUUCAACGACCUUUUGACGUUGGGGCACGGUUUCGCUUCCGUCCGAGAAAAGUGCAUCACAAAGCGGGUGUGUUUGUGUUUGUGUGUUUAGUGGGAAAGUGUUAGUUGCUGCAAUCCUUUUCCCAAAAAAAAAAAUCCAAUUUAAUUUGGCGAUCAGUGCCAGAGAGGAUACAGCAAGUGUUGUGUGUUUUGGCAGAGUGUGUACAACAAGAUCCUCGAAAGAAUCAUUUGCGUGAAGAAGCUGUACAGAAGAAGGCGCUUUUAGUUUCGAGGAAAGAAAAAAGAGCAAAAAGAAAUAAGCCAAGUGUAACUGAAUUGUAUGUGGAAAAAAAGAAAGUAUCUCCAGCACAGCCAGUGUAAUGUUAUUCCUGUACAUUGCCUUUUUGCGGUGAAGCAUUUAAGUGAAUCGAGCUGAGACGCGGUUAUCGGUGCGUUCUGAUCUGACACACGAUCGUACGACGGUCCCGCGGUGCAAAGAGUGUGUGUUGGUGGCAGCGAGUGGCAGCGUACCAUUCUAAACCUUCCACACGGAACAGAUUGUGUGUGCGUGUGUGGUUGUGUUUGAUAAAGCGACCGAUUGCGUUAACGAUCUCGUCAUCUCGUCAGCGCAUCUUCAAGACGGCGAGGAAAAGGCCCUGCAGCCCUGCUGCAACAGUAGCGUGUAAACGACUCAAGCUGAUCGCAGACUAAAGAUCGCGGAACUACCUACCCAGCAGACUGCUCGUCGUACGCGAUGUACCACGGUGAAGGCACAGCUCGUAUGAAGCAGGAAGUGAUUGGAUCGGUACGUGGUACCAAUAUAGCACCAGCGUGCGAACCUGCCCGGUGCUAAGUUGGCAGCGCAGUCGAUGGAAGGGUAAACGAUCGUUAGUUCACUGCUGCUAACAUCUACCACCUACGAGCGGCACUAAAGUCGUUACCGUUUGCCGGCUUAAAAACAUGGAGGAAGCUGUAAAUCAUCUCGCAAAUUCACAAUCAACAGCCAAAACGAUGGCGGACGGUGUGAUCCCGGACUAUUGUACGCUUCCGCGACCACCGCGACCGGCCCAUCGGUUGGCAUCGGUGGCAGAGUACACCGAGCAGCGACAGCAAGUGCCUGAUCGGGAUACAACCAGUGGUCACUUCUACACGUUACGGCCAAAGCCGGCCAACAUGGGUGCCGUUGGUGGGCGUUUAAAUCCCACCGUUGGUAGCUUCCGGCGGGAACCAACUUUGGAGGAUCUUGCGGAAUCGAACCGAAGCUUACUGUACGAGCAGAACAUGAGCACGUUCGAGAAUUUUUGCGAGCGGCGUAACAGUGAGCAGCAGCUACAAACGCACCAAACAGAGGAGAAUGAUUGUAGGCAAGAGCUUGGUCCGGAAGGUUUGGGUAAUUUCUGUACGCUGCGCAAAGUGCGACGAUCGCGCAGUGGAAGUGAUAGCGUACAAACGCAACUGUCCGAGACGAGCCGGCAUCCGUUCGGUGGUGCGUACUGUACACUCAAGAGGAAGAAGCUGCAGUUGAAUCGAAAAUUUGUGGAAAGCUUUCUGGAAGAUCCAAAUGCGAAGGUGGUAGACUAUCUGUCCGAGUUGGAUGCGUACCUAGACGAGAUGGAUGGUGUGGAUGAUGAUGAUGUGUGUGGUGAAGUUGAUAGUGAAGGUGAUAGUGGAAAUGAAGAUCACUCUUCCCUGCGAGAGUCGUCAGAGCUGGACGGCAAAUGUCAAAGUGCAAGUGAAGAACCAGUUGGCGAUAGUUUAAAGUAUUACCAAACGCAGAUACGGCCUAGUGACGCUAGUGAGAGUGGUGUGACGUUAAACGAUGUUUAUCAGGAGGAUCGUAUAAAGUUUGGUGACAUCAAGCAUUUCUGUACGCUACCGAAACAGAAGCGUACCCAAUUUCUGAACGCGUUCAAGCGUGGUGCUUCCAUGCGUAGAUCGGUCGUUAGUCAACGGAAAGUGACCGAUGACUGUGAACGGCAUAUCCAGCAUCCAGACGAAAGCAGAAUGAUCGGGUGUGACAGAUCGGUUGAAACCAGGCAAAAUACUAAUGGCCAAACAUCGACCGCCACACUGCCCCGAUAUGGUCAAUCAUGGAACGAUGACGACGUUCCUCCACAUCAUCAUCCCAGCUGGCAUCGUCAUUCGAUGCGCAAGAAGCACCUGAUUGAAUUGCCCGAACAAGAGAUCAUCGAGCUCAAUCCGUCCGCAAAUGUAGCAGCAGCAGCAGCAGCAACACUAUCCAGUGUCGGUAGCAAUGAAUCUCUUUCAGGGAAUAAUGAAUUAUGCUCCAUUACUACCCUGCCAAUGGAUGAAGUACUACCGGCAACCCAAACAACUAGCGUAAUACCUUCGUUGGUAGUGGCGUUACCUCCAUCACCGGUACCAUAUGUCGAACGAACUGAUCGAGAACAGAUCGUAGCGUCCGCUCCACCUGCCUCGGUUUCAUCUUCACCCUCACCACAGCUGCUCGAAACCGAUCUGGAUGGGAUCGUGCAGGAGCGUCCACCGCGACAGGCAGGACGUCGGGCACAGUCACAGCCACGCAUCGGUUCAAUUACGGUUGUGCGGGAUGCAACCACGAACGAGCUCAUCAUACGUACGAACAGUGUGCCAGGGUCUCCUACGGCACCGCCAUUAGAGGACCUGAGACCAUCGCAUCAAGCCAAUCAUCACCAGCAUCGUCAACACCACGAUGGCCGCUAUACGGGCGAGUCGGAAGGUAGCUCGAUAGGCAGCUCACGGAAUCCGAGCCCGGUGUCGCUGCUAUCUACGACAACUACAUGUAGCUCGAUUGCAUCAGCUACUGAUAACGCGAUAACCGACAGGAUACACCGUACAUCGGAAGCACCGUGUGAUGGAUCUACGGAUAUCGGUUCCUUCUCGAGGAGCAGUGAUGUAAGGGAUGAUCUCAGCACCGUUGUUAGUUCGAUUCCCGCCCGUUCUUCUGUUAGCGGGCGAAGACUUCGUAACAGCUCAACCAACUCAACUGGACAAGGUACGCAGGUGGAAGAACCCUCGGGAGCUUCAUCCGGACCGGAAGAUCGUACUGUGACCGGCGAGGACGAAUCGGAAGCCGAUGCCAGCCCCCAGCGUAGCAGUAGCCGCCGUAGCGAUGGACGACCGAAAGCCCGUUGGCCGCACGCCAUCUCGCGCUCGCUAGCGACCACCUUCUGUACGCUUGGGCUGUUCAACAUCUCACGCUUUGCCGUGUUUAGCGUCCAUUUUGGGGCUAACUUUGUCGUGCAGUUUUUGAUCUUCUCGCUCCUGUUCGGCAUACCGAUGCUGUGGCUACAGAUGGUGCUUGGUGCACGGAUUCGCGGUGGCCCUGUUACGAUGUGGCGUAUCAGCCCUAUCUGCAAGGGCAUCGGAAUAGCGCUGCUAGUUGCGCAAGCCCUCAUCACCCUGUACUCGGCGAUCUCGCUUGCCUGGGUGCUGGUGUACUUCCGCGAUGCGUUCAUUAUGCGCGAAGAGAAGUAUCGCUGGCAGGAACCGUUCGAACCGUACCGUGGUGGUGUGGUGCAGGACAAUCAAUCCUACCGACUACCGGACACGGUGGCGGACUACUUUAACGGUGUGGUACUGCAACGCUACUAUCUCGCACAGCAGGCAUCAUCCAUUCCGGUCGGGUACGGUGGACGCAAUCUGCCACCAACACCGACGGCUUCCCGCACCAGCGGCAUUGGAGCGAUACGCUUUCAGCUCGCGUUCAAUAUGGCCAUCCUGUGGACGCUUGUGUUUGUAACACUCUGCCGUGGCAUACGCUCACUAGGGAAGAUCGUCAUUGGGGUGUUUCUUGGUGCGUUCGUUGCCCUAGCAACGGUUUGCGCAAAGUUCCUCACCUUCAUCAACUACGAUAGCGUGCAGAACAUUUUCCCGGCGACGGAUUGGCAGGACUUCUUUCUCAACUCCCGCAGCUGGACAAGUGCGGCCCAGGAAACCUUCCUAACGUGGGGCCUACUCGGGGUGUCCGUCUAUGCGAUUAACUGUCGAAGCAAUCGGAAGGGAAGCUGUAAUGCGCGAACGCGCCGAGAGUUGCGACGUGACGCGUUUCUGGUGGCGUUCAUCACCCUCACCGUGCUGAUGCUGGCCGCCGUACUGGGCAGUGCCUGUGUGCAGAUAUUGAACAGCCGUGGCUAUUACUACUUCCCAGGAUCGUACGAAAAUCUUGGCACAAACGUUUUCCUCCGGCCGGCCAAUCAACCGCUUCCGCCACAACACGCGACCAUGCCCAACCGGUGGCUGCUCCGCUAUUCGACCGUUGUUGGUGAAAGCUUUAAACGAUCGUACGCCGAUCCGAGCCGUGAAUCCGGCUACCAGGCACUGCGCCUCGUCACGGAACUAUUCCCGGCAGCACUCGCUGCAGCAACACCGGAGCACAUUGCGCCGAUCUGGGGUUUGGUCGGCUACAUGGCGCUAGUGCUGUUUGGUUUGGGACAGCUGUGCGUCAUGUGGAAACCGAUCGCUGGCGCUAUCGGUGAUGCACCGUCCUCCAUCUUGCUGAGCUGCGUGACGGGACUGCUGCUCGGGAUGCCACUAGCAACGGAAGGUGGCAUCAAUGUCGUGCAUUAUCUCGACACAAUUCUCGGUGCAGCCUGGUGGGUUCUGUUGCUCUGGAUCGGUCACAUCCUUGCAUUGUUCCUGGUUCGUGGUCGCCCAUUUACGAGUGACAUUCUAGUCAACGAUCUGCAGAUACUGCAAUCGUUUUCGGCAUUUGUAGCAUUCGCUUGGAACUUUCUGCUACCGAUUGGGCUUAUCUUCAUGUGCAUCAUCCAGUAUCGGUUGUCUAACAGUGCCGCUCUUUUCAACUGGUCAACGUCGACGAUAUCGUCAGCGGGAGCGAACAAUUACUGGCCGCUAUGGGCUCGCCAGGUUGGUGGCUUUGUGCAAGUUAGCUUUCUGCUGCUAGUUCCAAUCGUAAUGGUAAUACAAAUCUAUCGCUAUCUGUGCCGCGGUCCACCUGAUAUUCUGGACCGCGUAGAUUUACUACUAAGACCACCGAUAGAUGGCGAUACUAGCAACUCCAUCCGUAAUAUGCAUUCGCGCCGUGCAGCAGCAUCUUUGCCACUGCAGCAGGGCACUUCUGGUGCCGGUUCCGGUCGGGACGGUUCCGAACCGACCAUUACACUUUCAAUGGAUUCACGAUCGGUUCGUGACACCGAUGACGCACCCCCAAAGUAUACACCACCACCGUCUUAUACCACGGCCACCGGGGCACGCAUUGCUAAGCUGUUGCGCAACAGUAUCCGACGCAGUGUGCGUCGGCUAAUAGGAGAACCGAGCGGAAGUGCACCAUCUAUCCGACAGCGCACAGCACUGCCCCAGACGGCAGACAUCCAAGCUGCUAAUCCUUCUACGGGCGAUGAACUUCCACCGCCGGAUUAUUGUUCCGCCCUGCAGCAGUUCGGUGGUCCGUGUGUGAACACUGCAGGGGGACUCGAGCUAAGCCACCAUCCAGCAGCACCUCGCAUUCUCUACAAUUCGGCCACGCUGGGCAGCGGUCGACGGUAUCGAUCGCUUAAUGCAACGGGUGAUACAGCACAGGAGACAUCACACCAACCAAACUUCACAGCAUCCGAUGUGCGGCAGAUACUGCGACCGGGCACUAACCAAGUGACGGGACCGAACGGUGGCUCAUGCUUUACGCAAACGCUACGCAACACGCUGCUGCGCCGUGGGCACUCGAUGGAAAAUCUCGUCCUAGCCGCCGCUCCACUAGGGGAUUCGAGCAUUAUCACACUGCACGGCGAAGAUGACGAUGAAGACUUGUACGAUGAUGGUAAUCGAACACCGGGAACCAGAAGACGGGACGCCACAAUGGGACGUGAUUCGGUGAUAUAGAUGGAAUCGAACGAAUGGUUGCAAACAGGGGAGGGGAGACCUGUUUGAGAAAGAAAAAAACAAACAAACAAAAUACACUAAUCUGUGUAUGCUUGUGCAAAGAACAGCCGGUAGAAACUGUUGAGGAGAUUAUAGAUUACUUAUGUAAUGAGUAGAUAGUUGAUGCGUGCAGGGAAACCAUACCAAGGGGAAUGGUGCCAGCAUACGCUUUGUAGUAGAGUUAGCCCGUAAGACGAGCAUUUUCACACACAAAAAACGUGCUCAAACGAUAACGAUUUCUAAACUGUCCAUCUGCACCAAGUUGCUGUGGCUGGCUGCAUGUAGCAUUAGUUUAGUUCAGCUUGUACGAAAACAUCGUAGACGACGACAUCGCUGUGAGGAUUUUUUUCUUCUCUUUAAUAAUAAAAAACAUCGUUUAUUUAUUGGUUUCUUUAA